UGUGUUAAGAGUGCAAGACACUCUUAGCAACCUUCGCUGAUAUUGUCAUUCAUAUUCUACAUAAGCUGAACCAAGGUAAUGCUGAAUUUACUGCAGUAGGUCUGUUUAACAAACCACUUCCUUAUGCACUUUGUCUUACAAUCAGCUGUAAUGCCCUUCCAGAAUGAGUAGAAGCACAGGAAACACAUUUAAGUUGAAGAAGCUGGUGCUAAAUUGUCUUGUUUAAUGUCAGCAGGAAGCUGUGUCCAAAACUGCUCUACAUAGCGUCACCUACAAACUAGCGGAUUUCAAACAUUUUUGUGUGAGUGAUGAGUUCCAUCUAUCUAGAGCGACGCAAAAGUUCUAGCCUGCCUAAGCAGGCUCCAAGAUAUUAUGGAAUUACAUCACCAAUUAGCUUGGCUUAUCCAAGGAACAUUGAUUUAAUUCAAACUCAGAGGCUGAUCGAAGCAAUGAAGCCAUUUGAUGUGUUUGAAGAUGAUAAAGAACUCAAUCACAGGUUCGUUGUUCUUGGCAAACUGAACAAUCUGGUCAAAGAGUGGAUUGCUGAACUUGGUGAAAGCAAAAACCUUCCUCCCUUAGUGCUAGAAAAUGUCGGUGGAAAGAUCUUUACAUUUGGAUCUUAUAGACUUGGAGUACACACAAAAGGUGCAGACAUAGAUGCUCUUUGUGUUGCCCCCAGGCAUGUUGAAAGAUCAGAUUUUUUUCAGUCUUUCGUUGACAAACUUAAACAGCAGGAGGCAAUAAAGAAUCUAAGGACAGUUGAGGAUGCGUACGUGCCGGUGAUCAAGUUUGAGUUUGAUGGCAUUGAGAUUGACCUGGUGUUUGCAAGAUUAUCAAUGCCAACUGUUCCUGACAAUCUGGAUCUUCAAGAUGACUCAUGCUUGCGUAGCCUGGAUAUCAGAUGCAUACGAAGCUUAAAUGGCUGCCGGGUUACUGAUGAAAUUUUAAAUCUUGUGCCAAAUAAAGAGAACUUCCGUCUCGCACUCCGUGCAAUUAAACUCUGGGCAAAAAGACGUGGCAUUUAUUCCAACAUUCUGGGAUUCCUCGGUGGUGUUUCCUGGGCAAUGCUUGUGGCCAGAACAUGCCAGCUCUACCCAAAUGCUUCAGCUUCAACUCUUGUCAAUAAGUUCUUCUUGAUUUUUUCAAAAUGGGAGUGGCCAAAUCCCGUCUUGCUCAAAAAACCAGAAGACAGCAACCUUAAUUUGCCAGUGUGGGACCCUAGGGUGAACGUAUCAGACAGAUACCAUGUAAUGCCUAUCAUCACGCCUGCCUACCCGCAGCAGAACUCCUCCUACAAUGUAUCUAUGUCAACGCGAGCAGUAAUGGUAGAGGAGUUUAAACAUGGACUUGCAGUCACAAACGAGAUUCUUCAAGGCAAAUGUGGGUGGUCCAAGCUAUUUGAACCAAUGAACUUCUUUAGGAAGUACAAGCACUACAUUGUGCUGACUGCUAGUGCCUCUACUGAAAAACAUCACUUGGAGUGGAUUGGUCUGGUUGAAUCAAAAGUUCGUGUUCUGGUUGCCAAUUUAGAAAGGCAUGAAUUUAUCACCAUUGCACAUGUGAAGCCACAGGCUUUCCCUGGCAAACAGAGUGAAUGUGCGUCAAUGUGGUUCCUUGGAAUAGUAUUUAAGAAACUAGAAAAUGCAGAAAGGGUUAACAUUGAUUUAACCUCUGUUAUACAGUCAUUCACAGAUACAGUUUAUAGACAAGCCAACAGCCUUAACAUGCUAAAGGAAGACAUGAAGAUUGAGGUAGCUUAUGUGAAGAGAAAACAUCUCCAUUAUUUUUUGCCUGAAGAAACCUUACAGAAAAGAAAGAAGCAAAGCAUGCCAGAUACUAGUCAAAAUGUUAGUGGGCGUCCCUGCAAAAGGACAUCUUCAGAUAGAAGCUGUUUGGACAGUUCUAAAGGCGUGGACUCCACAACAUCAAAUAAUUCCUCUCCAUUAAAUAAGAUACCUAAACUGGACAACUCUGCAGCAGAGACAGAAAGAAAUGCUCCGUGUCAGAGAUCCGACAGUCCUAACCACAGGGAGAAGAUGCCUUCUGUUGAUGUGCCAUCAGUGUCUACAGGACUCUCCUCUCCUGCUACUGAUACAAAAAUGGAGGCUGCAGCUGCAGUAGGAACAUCAGGACCUCCAGUUGUUUGUGCCAACCCAGGACAUAAUGCAGCUUCUCAAUUCAGAGCACGUUUUGUCCAUGGACAGCGUGAAUUAUGUGAGACUUCAAGUACAGACCCUAGGAAGGCUGCACCUAAACGACCUUAUUCGCCAACCUCUGAAGAAUGUUCUUUGCCUGCACUGGAAGAAUGCCCCAAGAAAAGAGUACACAAAGAAAAGUUAACUGGACAGCAUUCAGCAUCUGGAGUUGGUGGCAGUCCAGAAGAUGUUGGGAGCACAUCUACGGAAAAUGAUGUUCAUGGAGAAACCUCCAUGCAGAUUCCAGUUGUCAACACAUCAAGAUCACAGAGGCUCUCCAGUAAAGAACUCCCAGACUCUUCAUCUCCUGUUCCUUCAAAUAGUAUUCGUAUUAUUAAAAGAUCCAUCAAACUUACCCUUAAUGGGUAACCAGUAUCUCUUUUGGGUAAAGAACUGAACUCGGAACACGUAGAUGAAGAUGAAGCCGGGGCUGCUGAGACGAUACUACCCACAUGCAAGCUGCAGCCAUGAAAGCAACUGGUUCCGGAGAAAACCUGAUAGCUGUUCUAGAUAGUUAGAGGGAAACUUGUAGUAGUCUUAUGUCCAGGUCUGUAAACUGUAACACUGCUUACCCAGUUAAGUACAUUAAGAUUGUUUUGAGGGGUGGGGGGAAAUUCUGAUUGUAUGAAACAGAUAUAGUUACCUUGUUGUUGUAAUUUCUUCAUAAUUUGAUGGUUUUGUAAAUUAAAUAGUAUGUUUUUUUCCAGAGUAUUUUUGUAUGUACUGAAAAAUAAUAUCUUCCAAAGAGAAAUUGAAAA
Molecule: messenger RNA, 2953 nt
Organism: Pogoniulus pusillus (Red-fronted tinkerbird)
Lineage: Eukaryota; Metazoa; Chordata; Aves; Piciformes; Lybiidae
Gene: PAPOLG
Product: poly(A) polymerase gamma
Exons: 23
Coding region: 309-2564 (751 amino acids)
Cellular component (GO): nucleus
Molecular function (GO): poly(A) RNA polymerase activity; RNA binding
Source: RefSeq, a predicted model, not a curated record